GUCACUAGUCUAGUGAAAUUUCUAGUGUGUACCUUGUCCAGUAAAUAUUUUUCUCCUUGAACUGAAUAAGACAUAACACACGUCACAAUUUCAAAUUGUAUUGCCAUACUCCGGCGUCAUUUAUUAGGUCAAUAUACCAAAUACGCAGCCCUCCUCCAACAGGAUUUCCAAGACAAUCGUCCACAAUUUAUAAAAUAAUUAUACCUCCACAACCAAGAUGGCGUCACCAAGGUGGGCUGCAUUGGCGCGGGACACAAACGAGACCAAAGUGAAGCUGGCACUGAGCAUAGACGGCGGCGACCUACCACCCGACACUCACCCCAGCCUUCUGGAGGCUGCUGCCUCUGGCCAUGCAUCCCAAUCGAGCAGCUCUCAGAAAAUCAGCAUAAACACGGGCAUUGGCUUCUUAGACCAUAUGUUGCACGCUUUCGCAAAACACGCGGGCUUCAGUCUUCUUCUCACCUGCCAAGGCGACUUACACAUCGAUGACCACCACACGGCAGAAGACGUGUGCAUCGCCCUGGGUGACGCCUUCAAGACAGCCCUGGGCAGCGCCGCCGGCAUCGCCCGCUUCGGCUUCGCAUACUGCCCUCUGGACGAGGCGCUAUCGCGGGCGGUCGUCGACGUCUCGAACCGGCCCUUUGCCGUGGUGGAACUCGGCCUGCGCCGCGAAAAGAUCGGCGACCUGUCGUGUGAGAUGAUCCCGCACUGCAUCAUGAGCUUCGCUACGGCCGCGCGCCUCACCAUCCACGUCGACUGUAUCCGCGGCGAGAACGACCACCACCGCGCCGAAAGCGCCUUCAAGGCCCUCGCCGUUGCCGUCCGCACCGCUGUCGGUAAGGUCGCGGGCAGGGAGGGCGAGGUGCCCAGCACCAAGGGUACGCUGAGCGUCUAGGCGAGUAGAUGGGACGCUUUGGAAGGCUGCUAUGGCAGUUCUCUCACCUUGGUGUUGUUGGCGUCGCCCUGGCGUGGGUGAAAAGAGAUUGGGAAAGCCGAGGUCUCUUUCUAUUGACAGACCUGGCAGUCCAGAGAUAUUGGCUCCUUGACUGUGCAGAUGGCAUUAGAUCCCUUCAGGAGGGCUGCUAUCAUUUUCAGCGAAUUGGCAUGAUGACCUCAAUCGUGCUCGUAUUUGUCUUGGGGCAAGGUAGAUGGAAUGAAGCAAGAGGUGAUACAGCUUUUUGCUGAACCGUCAAGGCAAGAUGAAGAUUGAGCAGGACCUCCUUUGUCAAAGCUGAUUGAUCUUCGGGGGUUUUUGGGCAGCAGUACCUUCGGUUGGCAUGAUUGCCAUAAUUCUGGCCACUCAUAGACAUCUUGGGUUUCCAUGAGCCUACCGAAGUCUAGGCUGGAUUCUGUCGCUGGUGUCUGCUCAAUCCUUAACUUCAUUCCCAGCGGUUUGCGAUUUUUUCCAAUCAACUUUAUCAAGCCCGUCACGUCAAACAUGCAUUGGGACGAAUCUUUGAUUCAAAUAUAAAGCAUAUAGCCAGCGAUAAGCCUAGAAGAAAAUAGAGACACCUCCUUACCACUGCA
This is a messenger RNA of Pyricularia oryzae 70-15, 1527 nucleotides long. Its product is annotated as imidazoleglycerol-phosphate dehydratase. Lineage: Eukaryota; Fungi; Ascomycota; Sordariomycetes; Magnaporthales; Pyriculariaceae. Gene Ontology annotation, biological process: L-histidine biosynthetic process. Gene Ontology annotation, molecular function: imidazoleglycerol-phosphate dehydratase activity. The record is from RefSeq and is a predicted model, not a curated record. The transcript is spliced from 2 exons. Bases 218 to 895 code for a protein of 225 amino acids.